UGUCCCCCUCUGGAGUGUCCACAGCAGGGAGCAGCUGAGCUCCAGCAUGGCUUCUCAGGCCCGCAGGCUCGCCCUCCUCUGCUUUCUGCUCCCGCUUCAGGGAUCCCUGGCUGCAGUCUUCCUGACGCAGGAGGAAGCGCACAGGGUGCUGCACAGGCCGCGGCGGGCCAACGCCUUCCUGGAGGAGCUGCGGCCGGGCUCCCUGGAGAGGGAGUGCAAGGAGGAGCAGUGCUCCUUUGAGGAGGCCCGGGAGAUCUUCAGGAGCACGGAGAGGACGGCGCGGUUCUGGACUUCCUAUCAGGACGGGGACCAGUGUGCCUCGAACCCCUGCCAGAACGGGGGCUCCUGCCAGGACCAGCUCCAGUCCUACGUGUGCUUCUGCCCCACCGACUUCGAGGGACGCAACUGCGAGACAGACAAGAAGGCCCAGCUGAUCUGCAUGAACGGGAACGGCGGCUGCGAGCAGUACUGCAGUGACCGCGAGGGGGACAUGCGCACCUGCUGGUGCCACGAUGGGUACCGCCUGCUGCCCGACGGCGUGUCCUGCAGGCCCACAGUUGAAUACCCAUGUGGGAAAAUACCCGUCCUGGAAAAAAGGAAUGGCAGCAACCCCCAAGGCCGGAUUGUGGGGGGCAGGGUGUGCCCCAAAGGGGAGUGUCCGUGGCAGGCCGUGCUGCUGCUGAACAGGGCGCUGCUCUGUGGGGCCACCCUGCUGGACCCCGGCUGGGUGGUGUCCGCUGCCCACUGCUUCGACAAGAUCCGGAGCUGGAGGAACCUGUCCGUGGUGCUAGGCGAGCAUGACCUCAGCGAGGACGACGGGGACGAGCAAGCCCGGCGGGUCGUGCAGGUCAUCAUUCCCGACAAGUACAUCCUGGGCAAGACCGACCAUGACAUCGCGCUCCUCCGCCUGCACAGGCCCGUGGCCCUCACCGACCACGUGGUGCCCCUCUGUCUGCCCGAGAGGACCUUCUCUGAGAAAACGCUGGCCAAUGUCCGCUUCUCAUGGGUCAGCGGCUGGGGCCAGCUGCUGGACCGUGGUGCCACGGCCCUGGAGCUCAUGGCCAUCGAGGUGCCCCGGCUGAUGACCCAGGACUGCCUGGAGCAAUCCAAGCAGAGGCCAGAUUCCCCGGUGAUCACAGAGAACAUGUUCUGUGCCGGCUACCUGGACGGCAGCAAGGACGCCUGCAAGGGGGACAGCGGGGGCCCACACGCCACGCGCUACAGCGGCACCUGGUUCCUGACGGGGGUGGUCAGCUGGGGCGAGGGCUGCGCAGCGGCCGGCCACUUCGGGGUGUACACCCGGGUCUCCCAGUACACAGAGUGGCUGAGCAGGCUCAUGGACUCCAAGCCCCGACCGGGCAUCCUGCGAGCCCCGUUCCCCUAGCUCCUCCAAAGCCCCAGCCCCGCACGAGGACGCCGCGGCCACUGGAGCUGUCUGGAGCUGUCCUGCGUCCACCCCCACCCAGUCCUCUUUGUGUCAGGGGGAGAAGCACCAGAGCCCGAGGGAGGUGGAGAGGGGAGGAGGGGCCCCGAGUCAAAGGCAGCGAGGAGACGCGGCUGAGGGGACGGCGGGGAGGCGCCCGCAGCCAGGCCCAGGGUGCGGGCGGCCCUAAGGGAGUACUGGCGCCUCCUGUGUGCGCUGCCUGGUGACGGCUCACCUGCCAGCGUGCUCACAGGGCCGCUGCCGCCCCACUUCCCCUCACGUCGGCCUCUCACCUGUUUCCAUUAAACGAGAAGCAUGUGUGUUUUAGCAU
Sciurus carolinensis (gray squirrel) is the source of this 1754-nucleotide messenger RNA. RefSeq names its product coagulation factor VII (gene F7). Gene Ontology annotation, molecular function: serine-type endopeptidase activity; calcium ion binding. Gene Ontology annotation, cellular component: extracellular region. The record is from RefSeq and is a predicted model, not a curated record. The transcript is spliced from 8 exons. Bases 47 to 1384 code for a protein of 445 amino acids. Lineage: Eukaryota; Metazoa; Chordata; Mammalia; Rodentia; Sciuridae. Gene Ontology annotation, biological process: proteolysis; blood coagulation.